Messenger RNA from Melampsora larici-populina 98AG31, 2148 nucleotides. RefSeq lists its product as uncharacterized. The record is from RefSeq and is a predicted model, not a curated record. Lineage: Eukaryota; Fungi; Basidiomycota; Pucciniomycetes; Pucciniales; Melampsoraceae. The coding region runs from base 1 to 2148 and encodes 715 amino acids. The transcript has 6 exons.
AUGUCACAAGUUUUGAUAAUCUUUCAUACUUUUUUAUCUCUUGCUUUUGGUGCAUUCUUUUCUAAAGCUAUUUCAAUCAUCUUUGAAGAGGUUCAAAGUACCUCACAAAGCAACUUUUCAUUUAAAGUAUGCACGAUCAUUAUCAGUUUAUGGGUCAGUGUGAUCGCAGUUCUGGCAACAGCGGUAGUCAUCGGUCUCAAGGACGUUUUAAUGGCUACAGUAGGAUUAGGAGAAAUGCUCAAAGGAGGAUGCCAAUUCUCACUUUUGUUCUACCUCAAUGAUACUAUCAUGACCACCAAGAAUUCUCAACGGAAUCCUUGGAUCGCUUGGAGGUCUUUGAUUGCGGGCAUAUCACUCGGUAUCAGUUUAACAGUCAGUUUGAUUUUGGUGAUCUUUAUUGGCAUCAGAGAAGGGAACACUUGGUCCAUGAUAUCGGCAUGGCUCUGUCUUAGCAGUGUGAGGAAAAUUCUCAAUCUUUUGAUUCCAACGAUGACGUCUUUUGAUUCCAACGAUGACGAGUUGGGAUACGAUGGUUGUCUCUACUGGCUCUAUCGCCAUGUUAAUAUGGUCUCGAAUCUGCAGUCACAUACCAAUAAGAAACAAUAUCGUGAAGUCAUCUUUUUGAAUCUUUUACCAUCGAUCUUGUACGCCAUAGCAGUCAUCAACCGUUCCAGCAAAUAUCAUCAUCCGAUCACUAUGCCCAAGUUAAGUAUCUUGAACAGACGCAGUAUGAGCAUCAAAGGACCUAGGCUUCCUUCCCUUGGUAACAAUCAUUCAUCCAAAACAGAUGUCGUUGUGAAAAGUCCGACUCAAACUUUGAUAAUUCAAAUGAGAUCAGAAACGGGAGUCAAUCAGAUGCAAGCGAUAGCAAUCAAACCAUCAGAAGAUUCCGUAGAAGAUCUCAAGAAUCCAUCGAACCGAUCUAGCUCUCUUGACAAUCCUCCUCAAGAUAGAUAUCCUAAAGAAUUCAAGCAUAAAAGUCAUUUAAGUGAAAUGGAUAGUAUGUUUGAUAAUCAUAGUUUUUAUUCACUUCAAAGUAAUUCAGAAGGAGCAGAAGCUACAUGUAAUCAGAUCCCUAAACUUUUAGAAGAAGGUAAACUAGAAGCUCGUCUGGCAGUGAUCAAAACGAACCGGUCCACAAUUCAAGCAGACGGUGAAGGUUAUGUGAUAGAAGAAUGGCCAGAAAUUCAUAUGGUAAAGAAGAUCAAACUCGAACCACGUGCUUUCUUACUUCCUUCUCAGCGACCUAAAAAGCUUACUGAGCUCGAGAACGAUAGUCUUGAAGACAUCCUAUCCACCCCAAAGCCAGUGAAUACCAGUACGCCAGUCUUGAUGGAACUCUCUGACUUACGAAAGAAUUUGGUCGCCCCACCUCCACCUAUCUCAUCUUCGUCAUCGAGGUUCAAAUUUUCAAGUCCCGAGUUUCGUAGUGAUCGUCAAAAUUCUAGAAGACCUUCAUCUCCCGGUUUCUUAGCCCAGACAGCAAUGGAAGAGAUUCGUAAACUAUUCCCGCCUAAAUUAAAUUUAAGUAAUAGUUCAUCAAGAAAAGAUUCGUCAAUCAGUCAAUUAGGUUUGAUAGGAGAAAGUAAUAAUGAAGAAGAUGAUUUUUGGGGACGACAUAAACGUGCGGCUAAGAGAUCUUAUUUAUCAUCUCAUUUUUAUCAACAACCGAUCAAGAAAGGCUUCAGUCAUCAUUUUGAGAUGAAAUCAAGAUGGAAAUCUGAUGAGACUCAAUCGAGCAAAAAUCAACAAAGUACCAAAGGUCAACUUCAUCAGAAUGAUGUCUAUCGUGCUUUAGAUUCUUAUCGAUUUGGGAAACCUGUUGAAUCACCACCGGCAGUCGAGAUAUGUGAAACAGAAGAAAUAAAAAGUACUGAAAAUGAUAAUGAGAUUCCAAUGAUGAUAACCCCAACAAAAGAUCACAAAAUCAGUCAAGAGGGACUCAAAAGAAGAAGAUUAGCAUCUGUUUUAGAUACUAAUCAGCUCAUUCAUCGUUUGGCUACUAAAUCAGUGGAUAAUCUUCUUUUGGGUUGUGGUUUGGUGGCAUUGUCAAGGUUUACAGCUGGUAGAGUUUGCAAAAGCUUUAUAUUCAAUACACUCUUAACGGCAGAUGGAUUUCUUGCAAGAAUGGUUGCUAGAGGUCGCUAA